Messenger RNA from Planococcus citri (citrus mealybug), 2218 nucleotides. RefSeq names its product maltase 1-like. Gene Ontology annotation, biological process: carbohydrate metabolic process. The coding region runs from base 264 to 1985 and encodes 573 amino acids. Gene Ontology annotation, molecular function: cation binding; alpha-amylase activity. The transcript is spliced from 10 exons. NCBI's taxonomy places the organism in Eukaryota, Metazoa, Arthropoda, Insecta, Hemiptera, Pseudococcidae. The record is from RefSeq and is a predicted model, not a curated record.
UAUACUGCACUUUGAAUAAGUAUAGUAAACAUUUUAACAUUCUAUUUUGGUUGAUGAUGAGAUUUUUCACUCGUGAGAAUGACGAGAGAAAAUUUGAAUCACUCCAGUCAUAUCUUGAAAUUGCAAAGAACAUUUUCUAUAGGUACCUACAUGAUUAUAUAAAUGGAUAUUUUUUUCGAUAAUAUUUCAGUAUAGAAACAAUUCGCAUUUUAAAAACAAGUGAAUACGUAGAUAGGUACCAAAGUAAACUCAAAUUAAUUAUAAUGAAAUUCUUAACUCUCUUCGCGGUUUUAGUUCAUGUUGCUUUAGCCAAACUAGAUCAAUCAUGGUGGAAACAUACGACUCUUUACGAAGUUUAUCUGCCAUCAUUCAAAGACAGCGAUGGUGAUGGAAUCGGUGACAUAAAAGGUCUUACUUCAAAACUUGAUUAUUUCAUGGAGUUGGGAAUCGAAACAGUGUACAUUUCACCUCAUUAUCUAUCCCCGAUGGAAGAUGGAGGCUACGAUAUAACCAAUUUUACGCAAGUUAAUCCGAUUCUGGGCACGAUGGAAGAUUUUAAAGAGCUCAUAGAUGAAACGAAAGCCAGAGGUCUGAAAUUGAUCGUGGACAUCAUAAUCAAUCACAGCAGCGAUAAACAUCCUUGGUUCAUCAAAUCAGUCAACAGAGAAGAUCCUUAUACUGACUUCUAUGUUUGGCGCGAUCCUAAGUCUUACGAUUACAAUGGAAAACCUAUACCACCUAAUAAUUGGGUGAGCAUUUUCAAAGGAAGUGCUUGGCAAUGGAACGAGCAAAGAAAACAGUUUUACCUGCAUCAAUUUACUCUCCACCAACCGGAUUUCAAUUUGAGGAAUAAUCUGUUAAAAACUGAAAUCAAAAAAAUUUUCAAAUUUUGGCUCGACAAAGGAGUAGCUGGUUUCAGAAUCGAUGCCACCAAAUACUUGAUAGAAGACGCCGAAUUUAGAGACGAUCCCGUUAAACCUGGUGUAAUUGUGCCUUACACUUAUCAAGAUGUCACACAUCUUUACACCGCUGACUUAUGGGAAACAUACGUUUUCUUGCACGAAAUCCGAUUAUUUUGCGAUCGAGUGACAAAAAAAUUCACCGAUUAUGAAAGAAUUCUUCUCCCGGAAGCUUACGGAGGUGGUAAAAUGCUGUAUCAAUAUUAUGGCUCGAAAGAUUACAAAAUAGCUCAUUUCCCAUUGAAUUUCGCUUUCGUUUUGAUUGUCGAGUACAAAAAUGCUUCAUUUUAUCACAAUUUAAUUAAUAAUUACCUGAGUCCUAUACCUGAAGGAGGCAUCCCCUCUUGGAACUCAGAAAAUCACGAUAAAUUCAGAAAAGCUAUGGUGUAUAAUCCGGAAUACGAGUACAUAUUUACCACAAUGGUGAUGUUACUGCCUGGUGUAGCUUAUACUUACUACGGACAAGAGAUUGGUAUGAUUGGUGCGAGAAUUCGCGAUGAUCAAAAAAGAGAUUCUAAUCCGGAUGAUUUCACAAAAACUACAAGAGACAGCUGCAGACUCCCUAUGCAAUGGGAUGACUCUUUCAAUGCAGGAUUUUCUACCAAUCCCAAAACUCAUUUACCUGUCAGCUCUGAGUACUGGAAAAUUAAUGUGAAAAAGCAAAAAGCUGACAAAAACAGCCAUUACUACAUAUUCAAAAGAAUGCUCGACUUGAGGAAAACAGAUGUGUUCAAAUAUGGAGAUUUUAAGUCGUACGUCGUUUCUACUUGGGUAUUUGCAUUCACAAGAACUCUGAAAGGACAGGGAACAUUCUUAGUGGUUUUAAACCUGGGCAGCGAAACUGAAAUGGUCAACUUGAGUAGCGUCAUUCAUAAACUUCCUGAAACAAUGAACGUAGAAUUGUCAAGUCCCAAUUCUGGAUAUAGCGUUGGAGAUGAAAUUGCAACUUCAGCAACGAUUCCAAAUACAUUCAUUUUGAGACCAUUUGGUGCAGUAGUGCUCAGUUCAAAGAUGCCCGGAUCGUGAUCAUUUUUAUGCAGCAAUACAUAUAUGAGGUUUUUAUUGGGAAAAUCUUCGACCAGCAGGAGAACUUUUCAACGUUUUAAUUAUUCAGUAGAAACGUUUUUCACAGGUGUGGUGCCUCACUAGAAAUUCCUUAUUCAAUUCCAAAUAAUGCUUCGAUAUUAUGAACGUAUCGGUAUAGGUACCUACCUAAAUUGUUUGUGCGGAGAAAACCACAAUAAAAUUUUAAUGAGGUA